UAUCACUUGUUAUUAAAGUCAAUUAUGGAAUCGGAUGAUUACUAUGAUAGUAUAGAUUUACAUAUAAGAUGGUCGGAUAGACAAGAUCUUAUAUUGCGUGUAUCACCAGAAGACACAAUACAUAUGAUUAAAGAAAAAAUUCGUCAAUCAUCUAGUAGAACAGAAAAUAAAUACAUUCGACUUAUACAUAACGGCAGAGUUCUUGAAGACGCAAAAAUAUUAAAAGAGUAUGGUGUUGGUAAAAUACCAAAAACAGAUUCUAAAGCAAAAUUAGAACCCCCUCUGCCUGUCUACUUUCACUGCUCAUUAUCUGACUAUACACCUAAAUCAUCUAAUUCACAAAAUAAUCAACCACAAAUAACACCAUCUGUUGGAUUUGAUAGAUUAAGAGAGUCAGGCUUUUCAGAAGAAGAUAUUAGAAAUAUCAGAGCACAAUUUCAUAGAAUACAUGGUACAUCAUUCGAUGAAAUGCCUUCAGAAGAAGCAAGAAAUCUAGAAGAACAGUGGAUGGAUAAUACAGGAGAGACAUUACCAGAUGGAAGUAGGUGUAUUUGUAUAUACAUAUUUAUAUGGAUAUGUAUUUUUUUGAAACAGAUAUUGAUGAUAUCAUUAUCCUUUUUAUAGCUAUGCAGGGAACAUACAAAGAAAUGAUGUGGGGUUUAAUGUUGGGAUUUUUCUUGGGUAUUAUUUGCUUAUUUUGGUUCCGAGAAUCUGUGUUUUCAAGAAGACAUCAAAUGGGUAUCAUUGCUGGUAUUUUGAUUAAUAUAUCGUUUGGUGUCCUUCAUGUUUAUUACUAAAAUCUGUUGUUGUACACUAUUAUUAGAAUUCCGUUUUUUUUUUUUUUUUCCUUUUUCCUUCC
Cokeromyces recurvatus is the source of this 859-nucleotide messenger RNA. RefSeq lists its product as uncharacterized. The coding region runs from base 25 to 624 and encodes 199 amino acids. NCBI's taxonomy places the organism in Eukaryota, Fungi, Mucoromycota, Mucoromycetes, Mucorales, Mucoraceae. Gene Ontology annotation, biological process: protein processing. The record is from RefSeq and is a predicted model, not a curated record. Gene Ontology annotation, molecular function: protein binding. Gene Ontology annotation, cellular component: endoplasmic reticulum; Dsc E3 ubiquitin ligase complex. The transcript has 3 exons.